AUGAACCUAGAUAGCAAGCUUUCAUCUCAUGCAGAGAUGAAGGACGAGGCAAGAGCCAUGGAUUCAACUGAAGGAAUGAAGGUUUCAGAGGAUCAAGUUUUAGAAAGAGCACCCUCUGUAGUCGAAAUUCCUCAAGAAGAUGCUCCAAAUGGUACACAUGCUUCUCUGAAUGGUCAUAUGAAAGAAGGGAAGAUCUCGAAUGAGAAGCCACAAGAAAAUGGUCAGAAAGGUAACGAGCAGGUAGAAGCUUUGCCAGAUGGAAUAAGCACCGAUCGGAGCAGCACAAGUAAUGGCGAAGAGGCAAUUGAUUCUUUAGACCAUGUUGAGAACACUACAGAAGGUACCAGCCUUCUAAAACAUGAUAAUGAAGAGCCAAAGGAACAUUGUCAACGAGAUGUAGAAGGUGCUGCAAUAGAGAGCAAAAUGGUGCACAAAGACACACUGCAGCCUGACAAUGAUGUUGAGCCAACAAUUGACGCUCAACAAGGCCACAAUCUGGAACCAGCAGAAGUAACUGAGGACACACAACCCACAACCAUGCCAUGUAUUCCUGGUGAAGAAGUUGUAGCUGAAGCACCUGCUGGAGUCCAAACUUCUUUGGAGCCUAAUGUGGAUGAGCCUGACGCCCUUCCGGAUACAAUGAAUGGUGAUCAAGAAGUGCUGAAUCAAGAAUCAACAGAAGAAACCAGUGACCCUCUGCCUGAAAAAACUGAAGAAACUUCUCAUGAGAGCAAUGUGUCCACCUCUGAGGAGACAACUCCAGAACAUGAUGCAGUGACAAGGGAGCCAGCUCUUGAUGUUCAAGAAGUGCAAAACCAGGGAUUAGCAGAAGAAAUAGCAGAUGCCAAAGAAGUUGAUACUGAGCAAAAAGUUCAACAAAGUGGUAUUGCUUUUGAGGAGGCAACUCCAGAAGAUAAUGCAACAAUCAUUGAACCAAGUUCUGACAUCCAACAUUUAAAUAAUGUGGAGUCAGAAGAAAUAAAGGGUCUUGAAGAUGCCAAAGCUGAAGAAUCCUCCGAUCAAAGCAAUGUGACAAUUGCUGAAGAUGCAACCCAAGAUAAGGAAGCAACAAAAGAUAUGCAACCAGUUCAAGGGUUGGAAGAGGAAGAACCUAAGAACACUGGAACUGUCGUAAUGGAUGAAGCUUCCAGUCAACCACAUGCUGAUGUCACCAAUAACCUUGCUGAAGAAGACAGUGUACCAGCAUGUCAGCCCCAGGUGACAGAAUUAAAAGAAGAGGUGAAGGACACUGGAGCCACUGAAACUCAAGAAAUCACUCAACAAAGUCAUGCUGCUGCUUCAGAGGAACUAAUAGCAGAAGACAAUUCUAUGGCAAUUGAACCAUUGAAUGAUGAAAUCCAGCAACCCCUGGAAAAAGCAUCAGCUGAAGUUAAGCACGCAGAAGUUUCUGAGACUCCAGAAAUCUGCCAUGAAAGAACUAUUUCUGCUCCUGAGGACUCUGUAAAAGAUGAUGUAACAGCAGAAGGACCAACCUCUGAUGCCCAAGAGGUAGAAAAUGUAGCAUCAGUAGAAGAAAUCAAGGACAACACAGCUGAGAAUAUCAUUGAAACCUCUAGUGUGGCAACUACUGAAGAGGCAGAUCAAGAAAAGAAUGUGCUAACAAGUGAGGAUGUGACUGAACAGCAAAUGCGUGGGCUUGAAACAGAAGAAAUACAGAACACUGAACCUGUUGAGAAAGAAGAAGUUUCUGAUCAAAGGCAUCCUUCUCUCUUGAAUGACCCAGCUCAAGAAGAUAGUAUACCAAGUGAUGGGCCAAAGACUGAAUCAACAGUAGACGUGAAGGAAACUGAAGCACUCCCCCAGGAAAGCAAUGUUACCAUUUCUGAGGAGCCUGCUUCAGAAGAAAAUAUAACAGCAAGUGAAGUAACUUGUGAUGACAUUGCAAGAGAGCCAGCUGUUGAUAUGCAAUCGGUGCAGGAGCUAGAAUCAGAAAAGAAGAAUGCAGAACUUACUGAAGUGAGUGAAGCAUCUGGUCAAUUGGAUGCUGCCGUCAUUGAGAACCCAACUCAUGAAGAUAACCUAACCACAAGUGAGUCGCUUGUGAUGGAACCAGCAGAAGUGAGCAGCAAUGAAGCCACUGAAGGUCAAGAAAUGCCUCAAAGUGAUGCUACUCAGUCGGAAGAUCACAAAACAGAAGGAAAUGUGGCAGUGAGUGAACCACAGAUCCUGGAACCAGAACCUGCUGAAGAAAUGAGAGACAGUGAAGCCACUGAACCUCGAGCUAUCCCGCAAGAAAGCAUGUCUGUUCCAGAAGAAGAUGUAACAGCAAAAGAAGCAGCUUCUGAUAUCAAAGAAGUACAAACCGAAGAGAUAGUAGGGGAACCUGAUGAUGUGAGAGCUGAAGAAAUAUCCAACCAGAGCAGUGGGACUAUUGUUGGAGAAACAGCUCAAGACAAGUUACUAUCAAGUGACCCAACUAGUGAUGUACAAGCAAAGGAGCUUGAAUCACAAAAAAUUGGUAACAGUGAGGAUGUUCAAACUGAAGAAGGUUCCCAUCAAACACAUGCUGAAGAAAAUUUGACAGAAAAUGAGCCACAAAUAGCAACAGAAGAUAACACAGCAAUCCUGACAGAUGUUCACAUUCAGCAGCUUCAAGAGCAAGAACCGGUUGAAUUCAGGGACACUGAAGCUACUGAACCUCAAGGGAUCUCCCCAUCUCACACUGCCUCUGGUUCUGAGCAGUCCACACCAGAAGAUAACGAGAUGACAGACCCAAGUCCUGCCACUCAAGCAGAGAAUUUAGAAUCAGCAAUACUGACGGAGGAAAGUAAAGAUGUUAAAAGCACUGAUGCAAUUGCUGAGGAGGAAACUCCCAGAGAACGCAUACAGGAAUCUGGGGCACAUGUUGAUAUACCACCAGUGGAGAAUACUGAGCCCGUUGAGGUGCAUGACAAUGUAACGACAGAUGACCUGCCAACAGAAGAGCUGAAGGACAAUGAAGCCAUAGAGGUUGCAGAAAUCCACUAUGAGAGCCCUGUUGCAAAUAUUGGUGAUCUCACUGAAGAUGCCAAAAGCAAUGUUGCUCUUGAAGAUGAGGCAGCUCCUGGUGAAGAUGUGAAAACAGAGGCAACUGGUAUUCAACCACAAGAGACAGAAUUAGAAGAGAUCAAGAAUAGUGAACCUGUUGAAGUGGAAGAUAAUAUAAUAGCAAGGGACCUGCCAGCAGAAGAGAUCAAGGACACUGAAGCCAUGGAAACUGAGAUGAUCCCUCAUGAGAGUACUGGUGCAAAAAUUAGCGAGCUCAUCAAUGAUGUGAAAAGCAAUGUUGCUCUUGCAGACGAGGCAGCCCCUGAUGAAUAUUCAAAAGCAACAGAGGCAACUCAUGCUACACCACAACCGCAAGAGCCAGACCUAGAAGAUAUCAAGAAUAGUGAACCAGCUGAAGUGGAACGAAACACAUCAGCAAGUGAUCUGCCAGCAGAAAAAGUGAAGGAUACUGAAGCCGUGGAAACUGAAGCAAUCAACGAGAGCACUGAUACAAACAACAGUGAGCUCCCUGAAGAUGUGAAAAACAAUGUUGCCCUUGCAGACGUGGCCGCUCCUGAAGAACAUGUAACAGUAGCUGAUGAUACAUUUGAUAUGCCACAAGCACAAGAGCCAGAAGUAGAAGAGAUGAAGAAUACUGAACCUGUUGAAGUGGAAGAAAACAUAUCAGCAAGUGACCUGCCAGCAGAAGAGGUGAAGGACACUGAAGAAAUCAACGAGAGUGCUGAUGCAAACAUCAGUGAGCUCACAGAGGAGGUGAAAUGCAAUGUUGCUCUUGCAGACGAGGAACCUCAUGAAGAGCAUGUAACAGUAGCUGAGACAGCAGUUGAUAUACCACAACCACAGGAGCUGGAACUAGAAGAGAUCAAGAAUACUGAACCUGUUGAGGUGGAAGAAAACAUGUCAGCAAGUGACAUGCAGGCAGAAGAGGUGAAAGCUACUGAAGCAAUCAAUGAGAGCACUGAUGCGAACAUCAGUGAGCUCACUGAGGAUGUCAAAACUGAUGUUGCUCUUGCAGACGAGGCAGCUCCUGAAGAACAUGUGAUAGCAACUGAGGCAACAGUUGACAUACCGCAAGCACAAGAUCCAGAACUAGAAGAAAUCAAGAAUACUGAAACUGUUGAAGUGGAAGAAAACAUAUCAGCAAGUGACCUGCCGGCAGAAGAGGUGAAGGACGCUGAAGCCAAAGAAACAGAAGCAAUAACUGAGAGCAAUGAUGCAAACAUCAGUGAACUCACUGAGGAUGUGAAAAGUACUGUUACUCGUGCAGAUGAGGCAGCUCCAGAAGAGCAUGUAACAGCAGCUGAGGCAGCAGUUGAUAUACCACAAGCACAAGUGUCAGAACUACAAGAGCUCGAGAAUGUUGAACCUGACGAGGUGGAAGAAAACAGAUCAGCAGGUGACCUGCCAGCAGAAGAGGUGAAGGAAAUUGAAGCCAAUGAAACUGAAGCAAUUAACGAGAGCACUGAUGCAAACAUCAGCGAGCUCACCGGGAAUGUGACAAGCAAUGUUACUCCUGCAGACGAGGCAGCUCCUGAAGAGCAUGUAACAGCAACUGAGGCAACAGUUGAUAUUCCACGAGCACAAGAGCCAGACCUAGAAGAGAUUGAGAAUGUUGAACCUGUUGAGGUGGAAGAAAACGCAUCAGCUAAUGACAUGCUGGCAGAAGAGGUGAAGGACACUGAAGCCAAGGAAACUGAUGCAAUCAACGAGAGCAGUGAUGCAAACAUCAGUGAGCUUACUGAAGAUAUGAAAAGCAACGUUGCUCUUAUAGAUGAGGCAGCUCAUGAAGAACAUGUAACAGUAGCCGAGAUAACAGCCGAUAUACCACAAGCACAAGAGCCGGAGCUAGAAAAGAUCAAGAAUACUGAAGCAGGUGACCUGUCAGCAGAAGAGGUCAAGGAAAUUGAACCCAAGGAAACUGAAGCAAUCAGCGAAAGGACUGAUGCAAACAUCAGCGAGCUCAAUGAGGAUGUGAAAAGCAAUGUUGCACUUGCAGACGAGGAACCUCAUGCAGAGCAGGUAACAGUAACUGAGAGAACAGUUGACAUACCACAAGCACAGGAGCCGGAACUAGAAGAGAUCGAGAAUACUGAACCUGUUGAGGUGGAAGAAAAUAGAUCAGCAAGUGACCUGCAAGCAGAAGAGGUGAAGGAAACUGAAGCAAUCAACGAGAGAACUGUUGCAAACACCAGUGAGCUACCUGAGGAUGUGACAAGCAAUGUUGUUCCUGCAGACGAGGCAGCUCCUGAAGAGCAUGUAAUAGCAACUGAGGCAACAGUUGACAUACCAGAAGCACAAGGGCCAGAACUAGAAGAGACCAAGAGUACUGAGCCUGCUGAAGUGGAAGAAAACAUAUCAGCAAAUUAUCUGCCAGCAGAAGAGGUGAAGGAUACUGAAGCCAUAGAGACUGAAGCAAUCAAUGAGAACACUGAUGCAAACAACACUGAGCUCACUGAAGAUGUGAAAAACAAUGUUGCUCUUGCAGAUGAGGCAGCUCCUGAAGAACAUAUAACAGUAGCUGAUGAUACAGUUGAUAUGCCACAAGUACAAGAGCCAGAAGUAGAAGAGAUAAAGAAUACUGAACCUGUUGAAGUGGAAGAAAAGAUGUCAGCAAGUGACAUGCAGGCAGAAGAGGUGAAGGACACUGAAGCAAUCAACGAGAGCACUGAUGCGAACAUCAGUGAGCUCAGUGAGGAUGUCAAAACUAAUGUUGCGCUUGCAGACGAGGCAGCUCCUGAAGAACAUGUAAUAGCAACUGAGGCAACAGUUAACAUACCACAAGCACAGGAGCUGGAACUAGAAGAGAUCAAGAAUACUGAACCUGUUGAGGUGGAAGAAAACAUGUCAGCAAGUGACAUGCAGACAGAAGAGGUGAAGAACUCUGAAGCAAUCAAUGAGAGCACUGAUGAGAACAUCAGUGAGCUCACUGAGGAUGUCAAAACUAAUGUUGACGAGGCAGAUCCUGAAGAGCAUGUGAUAGCAACUGAGGCAACAGUUGACAUACCACAAGCACAAGAUCCAGAACUAGAAGAAAUCAAGAAUACUGAACCUGUUGAAGUGGAAGAAAACAUAUCAGCAAGUGACCUGCCGGCAGAAGAGGUGAAGGACGCUGAAGCCAAAGAAACAGAAGCAAUAACCGAGAGCACUGAUGCAAACAUCAAUGAACUCACUGAGGAUGUGAAAAGUAAUGUUACUCCAGAAGAGCAUGUAGUAGCAGCUGAGGCAGCAGUUGAUAUACCACAAGCACAAGUGUCAAAACUACAAGAGCUCGAGAAUGUCGAACCUGACGAGGUGGAAGAAAACAGAUCAGCAGGUGACCUGCCAGCGGAAGAGGUGAAGGAAAUUGAAGCCAAGGAAACUGAAGCAAUUAACGAGAGCACUGAUGCAAACAUCAGCGAGCUCACCGGGGAUGUGACAAGCAAUGUUACUCCUGCAGACGAGGCAGCUCCUGAAGAGCAUGUAACAGCAACUGAGGCAACAGUUGAUAUUCCACGAGCACAAGAGCCAGAACUAGAAGAGAUCAAGAAUGUUGAACCUGUUGAGGUGGAAGAAAAUGCAUCAGCUAGUGACAUGCCGGCAGAAGAGGUGAAGGACACUGAACCCAAGGAAACUGAAGCAAUCAGCGAAAGGACUGAUGCAAACAUCCGCGAGCUCAAUGAGGAUGUGAAAAGCAAUGUUGCACUUGCAGACGAGGAACCUCAUGCAGAGCAGGUAACAGUAGCUGAGAGAACAGUUGACAUGCCACAAGCACAGGAGCCGGAACUAGAAGAGAUAAAAAAUACUGAACCUGUUGAGGUGGAAGAGAAUAGAUCAGCAAGUGACCUGCAAGCAGAAGAGGUGAAGGAAACUGAAGCAAUCAAUGAGAGCCCUGAUGCAAACAUCAGCAAGCUCACUGAGGAUGUGACAAGCAAUGUUGCUCCUGCAGACGAGGCAGCUCCUGAAGAGCAUGUAAUAGCAACCAAGGCGACAGUUGAUAUUCCACGAGCACAAGAGCCAGACCCAGAAGCAAUGAAGAAUACUGAACCAGUUGAAGUGGAAGAAUUCAUAUCAGCGAGUGACCUGCCGACAGAAGAGGUGAAGGAGACUGAAACCAAGGAAACUGAAGCAAUCAAUGAGAGCACUGAUGCAAACAUCAGUGAGCUCACUGAGGAUGUAAAAGGCAAUAUUGCUCAUGCAGAUGAGGCAGCUCCUGAAGAACAUGUAAUAGCAGCUGAGGCAACAGAUGAUAUACCACAAGCACAAGUGCCAGAACUAAAAGAGUUCGAGAAUACUGAACCUGUUGAGGUGGAAGAAAACAAAUCAGCAACUGACCUGCCAGCUGAAGAGGUGAAGGACAUUGAAACCAUGGAAACUGAAGCAGUCAACAAGAACGCUGAUACAAACAUCAGUGAGCUCACUGAAGAUGUUACUCUUGCGGAGGAGGCAGCUGCUGACGUACAAAUCAAUGUACCACCAGCAAAGGAGCCAGCACUAGAAGAGAUGAAGAAUAUUGAACCUGUUGAAGCAGAAGAUGGUAUAACAGCGGAUAAUGUCCCAGCAGAAGAGAUAAAUGACACUGAAGCCAUGGAGACUCGAGAAAUCCCUCAUGAGAAUACAGAUGAUAGUUUGAUAGCAAGUGCAGAACUUCCUGAUAUUCAACAAGCAGUCGAAGAUAAGGCAUGCACUGACACCACAGAAAACCAAGGGGAACCUCAACAAAGCAUUGUUUCUACUUCUGCUGAGCUUACUCCAACAGAAGAAGAAACAGCAGUAGUAGAGCAUACUCAAGAUACACAUGUACAGGAUGCCAGCAGUGGACCGGGAAGUGACCCAAAUUUGCUUGUCCAAUCAGCACAUCAAUCAGAAUUGGCUGAAGACAGCAAGGGUCAAUUUGUAAAGGCAGAAGAAACAGGCCAAAGUAAUGGUGCCACCCUUGAAGAACCAACUGCAGAAGACAAUGCUGCGAAUGAAAUCAGCCCGCUUGCUGAUUCUAAACAAGAGCAUGGAGUAGAAUCAAUGGAACAAAACAAAUGUAUUGAUGCUACUGAAGGUGAAGAGGCCUCCCAUUUAAGCCAAGAUCCUGGUUUAGAGGAGCCAGUUUCAGAACGUGAUACAACAACAGUUGAGCCAACUUCUGAUAUUCAGCAAGUAAAUGACAUGGAUGAAGCAGAAGAAAUGGCGGCCACUGAACCCAUCAACGGGGAAGAAAUUUCCUCUCAAAAAACAGAUGUUGCUACUUUGGAGGAUCCAUCUCCAACAGAUAAUGAAACGGCGCCAGAACACAAUCCUGUUGAGUUAGAUGAAGAGAACUUGGGAAAUGAAAUCAGCAAUGCAAUCUUGGCAGAUGAAAACAUCAAAGAGGAAGUACAAGAGCCAACAGAACAAAAGGACGAAUCAUCUGACUUGGGUGAAAAAACUGCUUUCACAACUCAGAAGGACGAGAGCGCUACUGAGGAAGAUAUUGUACAAAUUUCUGGUGAAGAUGCAGUAGGGACUUCAAACAAUAUUGAGCAAAUCAAAGAACUGCCAAAAUCUGUAAUUGAACAUAAUGCGAUAACAAGUGGUGGCCAUACCAAUGAUCAAGAUGACGAGCAACUUCACAAUGUGGAGCUUCAAAUGCAAGUGUGUGAACGGUCAGUGGAUGUUUUAACCACUGAGCAGCCAGAUGAUCACAUACAAAAGGUUAGCUUGGAUCAGCAGCAGAAACAAGAUGAGGCGAUUGAAAAGCAAACGGAAGAAAUACAGACAGAUGAGCAGAAACAUGAUGACAGUAGGGCUGAUUUCACCACAGAGACAAUAUUGGAGCCCCAGAGCAACGAAAUUGACACAACUAAUAGGAAAGACGAUGCCGAUGUGUUUGAGGCUGAACAAACAGAGGCAGUGACUACUGAAAUGCUCAAGAAUGAACAAACCCCACAUAUAGCCCAAGAAUCCAUUCCAAGCGUUACGGAUGCGAAGGUUGAGAACUCCACGGAAAUAGAAGAAACAACUGAACAAGAAGAUGCACCCAACAACACCGGCACUUUAUAUACUGAUGCUGAUGCUGAAAAAUAUAAUGAAGAUGAGAAGGAGAAUACAGAAAUAGAUGCAGCAGUAGCAAAAACUUCUACUGACAAACAGGAUGGAACAACUGAUGAAACUAUAAAUGAAGAGGUUGAAAAUGAUUUGGGAUUACCUGUCGAGAAGGAUCUUCAGAAAACAUCUGACCUAGCUUCUUCAAAUGAAGAAAUGCUAGAGAAUGAUCCUACAGUGGUUCCUCAGAACGUUGAAUCCAGAGUGCACUCAGAAGAGAAAGAAUGCAUAAACAAGGCCAAUGAUGGUAUGCAGGCCAUUCAAGCAUCAGAAGAAGAGAUCGUUGAUGAAGUGGAAAAGGAAGAAAUACAAAAUGAAGACACGAAUGUUAAUCAUGAAGAAAUUGAGACCAAACUUGUCGAUGGAGAGGCGUCUGGACUGCAGGACUUGAGUUUUCAUCCAAAGGUUGUAGAUGAUAAGUUGGCAACAGAGCAGAAUGGUGCAGAAGUUGAAACUGACUCGAAUGAGGAAAUGGCGACUGGCUAUACAGCAGUCACUGAAUCAGUCAAACUCGGUGAAGCUAUCUACGAUAAGGCUGGUGGAGCUGAUGUGGCACUAUCUGAUGAAAAUCUCGAGACCAUUGAGGACAACAGAAGGAAUCUUGAGGCUUCACCUGCCGUUACAGCAUCAGUAGAAAGUAUGAAGGAAGACAAUGAACAUCAUAAGCCUGCUCUUCCUGCACACUCCGCCGUGGAUGGAAAUGAAACUGAACAGGCAUCUGGCUUAGAGGUGACAGAAAGAGAGUUGUUUCCAGAGAAGCCACUCCCCACGGAAUCAGAAGAGCAAGAAGAGAGUCAAAUAACCACAGAACAAGAUGGAGAGAACGUACAAGAGCAAGAAACUGAUGACACAGAGAAAGAAAAAGAAGCUGAACAGAGUGAUUUGCCUGUCUCCCAUUUUCUGAUGAACCUGAUAAUGGGAAAAGAGAGCAAUGAGCCAGAUAGAAAUUCGGAAUUUAAGGCUGAAAAGAAGCAAGAAGAAACCACAAAAGAUGGCAGUUCUUUGAUCACCUCUCAACAGGAAGAAAGCUUGGUGCCAAUUCCAACAGAAAAUAAGGUGGACAAUGAACACAUCUUUGAACAAGGAAAACAUAAUCUAGAAGGCUCUGAAGAAACACAUGAUAUCAAGCUGGAAAAGGAUGAAGAGCUCAAUAGGAACACUCAUGAUUUGGAAGCACCAGUAUGCCAAAACAAUGUCCAGGGUGAAACUUCUAGUGAAAUGGUACCUGGUGGAUCUGGCCUGACUACAGAAAUGGAAACUAGAGACAUCAAGCUGGGUGAAAAGGCAACCAAUUCUGUUUGUCAGGAACAUAUGGAAGCGACAACACAGAUUGAAGAAGGAAGCUUGAAGAGCAACCUUCAUGACAUAACAAGCCCAAAGGUUUCUCAAGAGGACACAUUAGAGGAAGGAAGAACAGACCUUCAGCACGAGCCUUUACCUGAAAAAAGAAGUUCUGAUGCAGAGUCCGGGCAAACACUCUUGUUGACAGAACCAAAUAUGGGUGAUGAAAAGAAUUUGCCUAAUGACACUGAUGAUCUUCAAAGUCCUCUGAGCACAAAAAGAGAAGAGUCCAAUGAAUCUUCCAUCACUGAGGCCGAAAGUACUGUAGAGGCAGAACUGGAGAAUGGAGUAGACAAGAAAGAAAAGAAUCAGCAGACAACCACGACAGGUGGAGCUACAGAAGAACAGAUAGAAAAUGAGCAUGAUAUCUCGCAGAAAGGCACAGAAGCAAUAUCAGAUGAGCAGAAGGGUGAAAUUACUGAACCAGUUAUGGGCAAUGAGAUAAAUUUGGUUCAUGAAAAGGGGAUUUCUGCAGACUCAGAAUGCAAGGACGAAAAGCAAAGCUCUAAGUUCUCAAACAGUGAACUAGACAACUCUGAGAAAGCUUCAGAAAUCCAGUUAGAUGGUUCCAGCUUGCAUAUAGACCAAGAUAAGCAAGAUGAAUCUGCGGGCGACCAAAUUGUGAUGGAGAAGAACAACCUGCUAGACAAGCCAGGAGAAUCUGAUUUGCAGAAGGUGCAGGAAACGGAAGUUGCACAAGAAUCUCCUGAAGAAUCUGAUGAAGGUGAUCAGAAUUCAUUGCCCAUAAGAGAGCCUGUGAUCAAAGAAGUGAAUGAAAACAAAACUGUUGAUAGCCAUGUGCAAACAGUGGACACACAAUCACAGGAAGAGCAAGAAACAUUUAAUUCACAGGUUCAGGAGCGUGAUCUGGAUGUGGCUUCACCAGAAGAGGCUCCUGAGGCUGAAGAAAAAAUUGUGGAGUCAAAGCCAGAAUUCAGCAGAGAUGAAGAACAAAGUCCAAAGAAAGAUGAAUCAAAUAUGGCAGGAGAGAAAACUUAUGAUGAGAAGACAAAGGGUGCACAGGAAGCUAAGAGUCUCACUGAUGAAGCGAAAACCAAAGUUGAAGAACAAGGAGUAGUACAGAAGGCGUCACACAAUCAGAAACGUGAUCUCGAUGUGGUUUCACCAACAGAAGCUCCUGGGAGUGAAGAAAAUGUUGUGGAUAUAAAAGAGCCAGAGUUCAGCACAGAUGAAGAAGAAAGUCCAAAGAAAGAUGUAUCAAACAUGGCAGAAGAGAAGAGUUAUGACAAGAAGACAAAUGGUGACGAGGAAGCUAAGAAUUUCACUGAUGACGCACCAAUGAAAAUUGAAGAACGAGAGGCAGGGCAGAAGGCAUCACCUAAAAAGCAUAAUAUCUUAUCUGGUGUCGGAUCAAAGGUAAAGCACCAACUAGCAAAAGUGAAGAAAGCUAUCAUUGGCAAGCCUGGGCACACAAAAUCUGAAUCACCAAAAGUUUGA
Messenger RNA from Triticum turgidum subsp. durum (durum wheat), 11859 nucleotides. The record is from the annotation of a GenBank genome assembly. NCBI's taxonomy places the organism in Eukaryota, Viridiplantae, Streptophyta, Magnoliopsida, Poales, Poaceae.